UCAAGUGGCCUCUCCGGCUGCGGGAUUGUUGUUCGCCUCCCACGGACUGAGGGGGGCGUGUUGGUUCGGUUUGCUCGACCUGCAGCAGCUUCCGUUCUCUGGUGUCACACAUGUAGCACAACAUGGCCCCCACCAGCCGGGCCGCCGCGACCGCGCUCUCGCUGCUCUACCUGUGCCCGGCGAUCCUGUCCACCGAGUACUUCUCCUCACUGACAUUGUUCAACAACGAGCUCCACAAGCAGGGAUGCAGCUCGCUGUCCGAGUGGGAAGAGUACGCGACGGACUGCGAAUCCUCAAUUUUGCAGCUGGAGGACCCAGACUGCGAGGAGGGAAGCAACCCGCCAUGCGAAUCAGUCUUCUCACUUAACGCAGAGAAGAUCCUGAACCAGGCCAAGCUUUUUAUAGAACAGAAGAAAGUCCCCUUCCCCAUAGAUGACCACAACACAAACGAAGAACUUGCUAUAGGCUACGUUCUGAUAGGCAACGGCCUUUAUGAAGAAGCCAUCAAACAUUUCUCUCUUUUACUACAGGGUGACCCAGAGCUGGUCAGUGCCAUCUACGGGAGAGGAAUCGCUUAUGGGAAAAAAAGUUUACAAGACAUAAAGAAUGCAGACUUGGCGCUGUACGAGCUCAACAGAGUGAUCGCGCUCGAGCCCAACUGGCCUGAGGUCUAUGAGCAGAGAGCCGAGAUCCUGUCCCCUCUGGGCCGCAUCAGCGAGGCCCUCGGCGAUCUGACCAAAGCCAUCCAGCUGCAGCCCUCAGCCCGUCUCUACAGGCACAGGGGAACGCUACUCUUCAUUUCAGAGGACUAUGUGGCAGCCAUGGACGACUUCCAGCAGUCUCUAGAACUCAAGAAGAACCAGCCCAUCGCUAUGCUCUAUAAAGGCCUCACCUUCUUCCACAGGGGAAUGCUGAAGGAAGCCAUCGAGACGUUUAAAGAAGCGCUGAAGUUGAAGUCUGACUUCAUAGAUGCAUAUAAGAGCCUAGGACAGGCCUACAGAGAGCUGGGCGAUUUUGAGUCAGCGAUGGAGAGUUUCCAGAAAGCCCUGAUGUUGAACCAGAACCACAUUCAGUCCCUCCAGCUCCGUGGCAUGAUGCUGUACCACCACGGCUCACUGCAGGAGGCCAUCGGGAACUUUAAGAGGUGUCUUCAGUUGGAGCCCUACAACGAGGUGUGUCAGUACAUGAAAGGGUUAAGUCACGUGGCCAUGGGCCAGUUCUACGAGGGCAUCAAAGCUCAGACUAAAGUCAUGUUAAACGAUCCCCUGCUGGGACAGAAGGCCAGCUCUGAAUACCUCAAAGUGAAAUACCUCAGAGAGUACUCUCGCUACUUGCACUCUCACCUGGACAUCCCAGUAGCUGAGUACAACGUGGACCAGGACCUUCCAGGGAACUUUAAGAACCACUGGGCCAAGAACCUGCCUUUCUUAAUAGAAGACUAUGAGGAGCAGCCAGGCCUCCAGCCACAUAUCAAAGACGUGCUGCCACAGAACUUCGAAAGCUACAGCAGUGACGUUCAAAAGCUGAUCUGCACCGCCGACCAUCUGGGCUCGCUAAUGCAAUACGACACCCCUGGCUUCUUAGCUAACAGGAGAAUACACAGAGCCAUGGGCUUAGCGACCCUGGAGGUGAUGCAGGCCAUGCACCGAACGUGGAGCAACUCCAAAGUACGAGUCAACGGCAAAACCAGACAGAUGCAGUGGAGAGACAUGUUCGACAUAGCUGUCAAAUGGAGGAGGAUCGCUGACCCAGACCAGCCGGUUCUAUGGUUAGACCAGAUGCCUGCCAGGAGUCUCAGUCGAGGCUUCAACAACCACAUCAAUCUCAUUAGGGGGCAGAUUAUCAACAUCAGAUACCUGGCUUACUUUGACAACAUUCUUGACUUCAUCAAAGACAGAAUCCUGGUGUACCAUGGGGCCUACAACCCCAGAGGUUUAUUAGAAGUCCGCCAGGCUCUUGAACAUGUCAAUAAAGUAGAAGAUUUACUUCCUAUAAUGAAGCAGUUCAACAGUAAAACCAGAGAUGGCUUCACAGUCAACUCCAAGGUGCCGAGCAUGAAAGACCCAGGAAAAGAGUACGAUGGCUUCACCAUCACUAUCACCGGAGACAGGGUGGGCAACAUGCUGUUUUCAGUAGAGACUCAGACCACAGAAGAGAGAACGCAGCAGUACCAGUCAGAGAUCGAGUCCAUCUACAAGGACCUGACGGCUAAAGGAAAAGCACUAAUGUUGUCUACAGAACUAGGGGACGCAGACGCUGUGUGUAACCUCAUCCUGUCCUUGGUCUAUUACUUCUGCAACCUCAUGCCCCUGUCCAGGGGGUCCAGUGUGGUGGCCUACUCCGUCGUGAUGGGGGCUCUGAUGGCCACAGGCAAGGAGGUCAUUGGGAGAAUCCCUAAAGGAAAGCUGGUGGAUUUUGAGGCCAUGACCACGCCGAGUCCAGAGAGCUUCAGUAAAACAGCAAAGAGCUGGAUGACUCUCAGGAGUUUACCAAACUGGUACCAGAGUCUUCCGUCUGUGGCAGAGACCUUCCCGACCAGCAGAACGAUGAUCGAGGUCCUCAAUGCAGACUUGUCCUCACACUGUCCAAAGAAGUCUUAACACAGCUUCUACUCAGGAGUCGGGUCUUUAGCAAAGUCUUAAUAUAUCAGAGCUUCUACUUCUGCACUGGUUGGAGCAAAGGGAACGUCUUCCUCUGCACCCCGAACUAAACUGGACAGAGCUCGAACACUAUCUGCAAUUCACAAAUUAAUCAUUUUCUGUAAAGCUAAUUGUAAAGCUGCCUGACACAUUUAAAGUCUAUAUUCAUAGAUCUUCACUGAGAGGAAAUACUAUUCUGACGACGUCAGUCUAGAUUUAGGCAGAAGGUCUCGGUUAGUUUGGGAUGCAGAGGUGAUUCUUUCCACCGUCUCCUUCUCUUUCCUCGGCCUCACACUGAGAUGCCCAAAGCACAAACUCCAUCUCACCAACCAUCAGCAUCAGUUUUGUUGUCCAAUCAUGCCUAAAACCUUAGUACUUAAUGACCCAGAAUGUUGAAUUGGACGGUAAUCUCUUAUCAAGUUUGCACGAUUGUAAUUCUUUUUUAAACCACUGCUGUGUUCAGACACAGAGCCGCCUUCAGCAGAGAACGAUUCAGGGAUUUAAAAGGGAUGAAGCAAAACCUUCAGGGCUGUUGAAUUCCACUUGUGAUACUUGAACCAGUGUCUUUCCCCUCAAGCUGCAGCGACUGCCGCUGCUCUUUUCUGGUAUUAAAACAAUGAGCAACGGUUCUACACCACGACCGCGAUGGAGACCCUCAAAGAGAAAUGUUUUCAAAAUAAGAGCACCCGCUUGUUUUCUAGUGUUAUGAGAAACGCAGUAAAGCUGUGCAUUCACAUUUUAACAUCCUUUUAUUCAAUUGGACCUUUUAAAAUAAUUUUUAAAAACGAAGGAGUUUGAUUUUCUCAAGGAUAAUUAUAGAUCUUCAUUGCUGUCACUCUGGUUUUGAACCGUGUGUGUUUUUAUAAUUACAGUAUUUAGUUUAAAGUCUUGGCUGUGAGCGACGCUACGCGCCGUCUUUCAACGCGCCGUCUUUCAACGCGCCGUCUUUCAACGCGCCUUCAAGUAACGUUAGAGGUUUUAAUUCAUCAGCCAUCACCAUUGCUUUAAUUGACCUCUUCCUGUCAGGACCUGACACAUCUGGAGAACAUCUGGAUAAAGAACGAGUAAUCAUGUUUAAAAGAAACCCCAAAACCCCCCAAAAAAAUGUAGGUAUUUUAUUGGCUUAGAUGCACCUGAUUCAGUUUGGCAGUAUCAUUUCUCAGGUCUCUGACGAUAUUUAUUUAUUUAUUUACAAAGUGUGUUCAUGGAAAUCUAGUGUCCACCAUCGUCACAGAUCAUCCAAAGGAUGGUGUGUAGUUGCUCUUUGGGUCCAGAAGGAAAGUUAAGAUGUGAUGUUUACAGACACUGGCGCUGCUUUGGAGUCUGUCCAUCUGCUGCCCGACAGUAUUGAGUCUUUUGAACAAAUUUCAGUCCAUCUUGAUCAUUUAAAUCUUUUUGAAUAGGAAGUAUUGCAGCUGCAAUGGCUCACAGUCGAAUGUUCUGUUUGUCAGUUUCUCAUUGACGUUUCAUUUCCACAAAUUAAGAACAAAUUGACCGUAGUAGUAUUUCUGAUUCGUUUCCUGCAUCAGUUGUCGUCCCGCAGUAGUUUUUCUUCCAUUUCAAUGAUUGUGCUGACUGGUUGUCGUCUGGGCGACCCAGUCAUUAAGUGCUGUGGUUGGCUGUACAGUGACGAGUGCACACCCGUAUCUUAACGAUUAAAACUUGAAAGAGGACAUUUUUGUAUUAAAUGAGUGAAUGAAUGAUAAAACUGGUUCCAACUUUAA
This is a messenger RNA of Betta splendens (Siamese fighting fish), 4363 nucleotides long. It is a transcript of the gene ttc13, whose product is annotated as tetratricopeptide repeat domain 13. The record is from RefSeq and is a predicted model, not a curated record. The coding region runs from base 123 to 2600 and encodes 825 amino acids. The transcript has 23 exons. NCBI's taxonomy places the organism in Eukaryota, Metazoa, Chordata, Actinopteri, Anabantiformes, Osphronemidae. Gene Ontology annotation, molecular function: protein binding.